AUGACGUCCAUUACAUCGACCGCGCCCCGCGUUCCAAUCCCGAAAAAUGGGGUGGACUAUCGAGGCAAAGUCGUCCUCGCACCGAUGGUCCGCUCCGGGGAGACCCCUUCACGACUCGUUUCUCUCAGAUAUGGUGCAGACCUGGUAUGGGGCCCGGAAACCAUCGACCGCUCGAUCAUUGGCGCAAAACGGCGCAUUAACCCUCGGAACUCGAUGGUAGAAUUCACCCGUAUGCCCUCGAACGGUGGCCGGACCGAUAAGCCAGCCGAAGAAGCAGUGAUAUUUAGAAUUGAUCCUAUUCGCGAGAGGGGUAAAUUGGUCUUUCAGCUCGGCACCGCAACCCCGUCGUUGGCUGUGGAAGCGGCGAAAAUCGUUGCCGCAGACGUAUCCGGAAUAGAUGUCAACUCGGGCUGCCCGAAGCCCUUUAGCACAAGUGGUGGAAUGGGUGCGGCGCUCCUUCAAACUCCGGAUCGACUGGUUUCUAUUCUCGAGGCGCUGGUCGAAGAAGUGGGAAAGCCAUACGAGAUUGGAAUUUCUGUCAAGAUCCGCAUUCUUGCGGAGCCGGAGCGGACAGAGUCACUCGUUACCCGUCUAUGCAAAACCGGCAUAACCGGCCUUACCGUGCAUUGCAGAACGACUCCCAUGCGUCCACGUGAAGCAGCCAUCCGUGAACAGCUGCCCAUGAUAGCAUCCAUCUGCCGAAAGGCAGGAGUAGCAUGUGUGAUGAAUGGCGACGUGACGUCGCGUGACGAGGCCAUGACUCUCAUUCGCGAGUACGGCGUCGACGGCGCGAUGAUUGCCACUUCCGCAGAAUCUAAUUUCUCCUGUUUCCGCUCACAAGCCGAUGGCGGCUUAGCGCAUUGGCGCGACCUUGUGCGAGCCUACAUCGAAGCGGCGAUGCAGUGCGAGAAUCGAUGGGGAAAUACAAAAUACCUACUUAAUCAACUCAUCCCAGGAAAAGACAAGACCUUUGCCGAAGCCAAAAGAUCCAAAACCUACCACGAUUGCAUAACGGUCCUGGGAUUCGAAGAUCUCAUUCCCAGGGCGAAAGAGGUGGACGAAAUACUCGGAAUUACUAAACGCAGUGUCAUAGGCACCGAGUCAAAAAAGAGCCCAGCCGUCCUCAAGGCCAUUGAAGGAAAUAGUACCGCAAAAGCAGCCAGCAACGGUGGAACCGCGCCAGCCCGCACAGGGUCGUUGAUAUCUAAACAGGGCUCUGCUGAGUCGAGUAUAACAGAGAUACCAACCAAAUUGGCUGAAACUUCGCAUCUUCCUUCCAGUCCUCUCAUGGUAUAG
Uncinocarpus reesii 1704 is the source of this 1296-nucleotide messenger RNA. RefSeq lists its product as uncharacterized. Gene Ontology annotation, biological process: tRNA dihydrouridine synthesis. Gene Ontology annotation, molecular function: tRNA dihydrouridine synthase activity; flavin adenine dinucleotide binding. Lineage: Eukaryota; Fungi; Ascomycota; Eurotiomycetes; Onygenales; Onygenaceae. The coding region runs from base 1 to 1296 and encodes 431 amino acids. The record is from RefSeq and is a predicted model, not a curated record. The transcript has a single exon. Gene Ontology annotation, cellular component: cytoplasm.